UAGACAAUCCGUACCCUAAAUCGUUUCCGUAUACUGUUACUAAUAACAUUACUGUAUAUACCUUUCAUUUUGAGGUUAUCCCCAUGAUCGCCCAACUUUUCGUUACGGCCGCUCUAUCCGCCAUUUUCACACACCUUGACCGAAUGAUUGGCGGGAAAGCGGUAGUUGAGUCCUUGGUUGACAUUUCGAUACAACGAUCACCAAGUUCCCAAUAACGACUUCGAGUGCUUCGGUCCGACAACAAAGAAUUCUCUGUUGCUAUCAACCUGAAAUUGGAUUUUCCGAUUUUAAGAUGUCCGUGGCCGAAUUGUCUGAUCCUGAAGACAGUUUGCUUCCGAAUGAUGUUGACGAUGAAAUCGGGUCAAACACAGGUGGGUACGCGUCGGAUGAAGCGAUCGAGGAUAAUUCGAACUUGCCAGAAAACGGAAAUGACUCGGACAAUCCUGAUGGUUCAGGACAAAGGAGGAUCGAUCCAUCAACCUCGGGCCAGAAACGUAUCGUGCGAAACCCUCAGCCAAAAUUGGAUGCUGAGCGACUGAAGGGGCCAAAAGGGAUUCACAUGAUCGAGAAACACUUCGAGAACUUUAAAUUUGAGGGAAAAGGCUGCGAGAAGAAAGACCUUGAUCGGAUGAUGAACAAAUUAGAAUAUUGGGCGCACAGAAUAUUUCCAAAAUACGAGUUCGAUGACUUUCUAGGCAAGGUUGAAGUCUUGGGGAACAAAAAGGCAGUUAAAACACAUCUGACAAAAAUAAGACUUGGAAUGUUGACGGAUGAAGAAGUCGCGUUGAACGACGUAAUGGAGGAGGAGGAUGAGCCCGUUCAAGACUCCGCACCCAUCGAUGAGUUUGACGCCCUGAUUGCUGAGGAGCUUGAGAAGCAACGUCACUCCGUUACCCCUCAACGACCCCAUGCCUCCAUUGUUUCGAGCAAUUCUAAUGCAGCAAUUGGAAAAGCUAUCGCAACAUCCCACCCAGACAUUACCGAUGAAAUGAAAGAAAGAAUGGAGAGGAACAGGCAAUUAGCAAUUCAGAAAAGACUUGCCAGAAUCAAGGCCGAGGAGGCGAAAAAAAUCGCUUUGGAAAGAGAAGUGAUAGGAAGUCAAGAAGAUGUUGCUCCAAUGCCAAACCACGAAAGUACAGUAACAGAUUCAAUCGGUGAAUAAUUCAAGUUUGAUUUUAACAUUAAGUUAUCACAUCACUUUCAUCGAUUCCCAGGAGAAUAUUCAUGGGUAACAUUUUCAAUAACUGUCCAUGUUUAGCAAAAUAUUUUAUGAAAGAAAUUUAGUAAGCCCCGUUGCUUUUACAGAAAAUAAUCCAAACAUACCAAGCUGAAUAUCUGGUAUCAAAAACUGUAACAGUCUGAAUUGCCAAGAAAAAUUUAUUUAUCCACAAUAUUUUAUAAUACAAUAUUUUCAAAAUAACAUUUCACUUAUUUUGAUGGAUUAAAUGGUGAAGUUCUAAUUUUAGAACUACUACGUUUCAGAUUUUAUAUUUUCAAUGUGAAAAUUUCUAUGAGAAAAAUGUUUGUAACCUUGAAUUUAUUACACUUUACCUUGCCACGCAGACUUUGAAGCCCAUUGUUUCUUAAUAUAUUCAAGUAUUUACACUUCCGUUUUUUACAUUAUUGGGCACGAGCGAUAUAUUCAUAUGUACAGUGAUCAAUUUGUCUUAAAAGCUGUAAACUCUGCACAUCGAGAGUAAAAAGCACAGUGUUUCUGUAGAACUACUAUUGAAUCGAAAAUCUAUAUCUAGGUUGAUAACUAAGAAUCUUUGGGUAUACUCAUAAAUUCUGUACAAAAUUCUCUACUCUGUAAGUAUACCAUAGGAUCUCUUGAAGCUUAUCUUUUCGACUCACUGUGGCAGGAGCAUACUUAUAGUCUUUAACGCAAAGCAUGAAUACACUUUAAGUAAAUUGCAGGUCUAUUUCAAGAGCUCGUGGUGAAUGAACCAUUGCUUGACGCAUGUUAAAGUUAGGUAUAUAGAUAAAUAAAUAGCAUUUAAAUUACGAAUAUAAAAAUAUUUAAUAAAAAACGUAGAAUUUUA
Neodiprion fabricii is the source of this 2042-nucleotide messenger RNA. RefSeq names its product protein TIPIN homolog. The record is from RefSeq and is a predicted model, not a curated record. The transcript has a single exon. Gene Ontology annotation, cellular component: nucleus; replication fork protection complex. NCBI's taxonomy places the organism in Eukaryota, Metazoa, Arthropoda, Insecta, Hymenoptera, Diprionidae. Gene Ontology annotation, molecular function: DNA binding. Gene Ontology annotation, biological process: replication fork arrest; replication fork processing; DNA replication checkpoint signaling. Bases 293 to 1162 code for a protein of 289 amino acids.